Molecule: messenger RNA, 2178 nt
Organism: Pipistrellus nathusii (Nathusius's pipistrelle)
Lineage: Eukaryota; Metazoa; Chordata; Mammalia; Chiroptera; Vespertilionidae
Source: the annotation of a GenBank genome assembly
AUGCCUUUAAGGGACAAAUACUGUCAGACUGACCACCAUCACCACGGAUGCUGUGAACCAGUUUAUAUCCUGGAACCUGGAGAUGCUCCUUUGUUACAGCAACCACUACAGACAUCCAAAUCUGGUAUUCAACAAAUAAUUGAGUGCUUUCGAUCAGGAACUAAACAGCUGAAACACAUUUUAUUAAAAGAUGUGGACACUAUUUUUGAAUGUAAAUUAUGCCGAAGUCUCUUCAGAGGAUUACCAAAUUUAAUUACCCACAAAAAAUUCUACUGCCCACCAAGUCUCCAGAUGGAUGAUAACCUUCCUGAUGUAAAUGAUAAACAAAGCCAAGCCAUAAAUGAUCUCCUAGAAGCCAUAUAUCCAAGUGUGGACAAGCGAGAAUAUAUUAUUAAGCUAGAACCCAUAGAAACUAAUCAAAAUGCAGUGUUUCAGUAUAUUUCAAGGACUGAUAAUCCAACUGAAGUCACAGAGUCAAGCAGUACUACUCCUGAACAAACUGAAGUUCAAAUACCAGAAAGUGACACUGACCCAUCUAAAACAGUACCAGUUACAGUUACAGAGGAGGAAACUGUAGAGCCCCCUCCUGUUGAGAUGGCUGCAGAUGAAGUUGCACCCACAUCUAAUGAACAACCUCAGGAAUCACAGGCUGACUUGGAAACUUCUGACAAUUCUGAUUUUGGUCACCAGUUGAUAUGUUGUCUUUGUAGAAAAGAAUUUAAUUCCAGACGAGGUGUUCGUCGUCACAUUCGAAAAGUACAUAAGAAAAAGAUGGAAGAAUUAAAAAAGUACAUUGAAACACGAAAGAAUCCAAACCAAAUCUUUAAAGGACGCAGUAAGAAUCUUCUAGUUCCAUUAAGUAGGAGUUGUCCAGUAUGUUGUAAAUCAUUUGCUACAAAAGCGAAUGUAAGGAGGCAUUUUGAUGAAGUUCAUAGAGGACUAAGGAGGGAUUCAAUUACUCCUGAUAUAGCAACAAAGCCUGGGCAACCUUUGUUCCUGGAUUCUGUUUCUCCUAAAAAAUCUUUUAAGACUCGAAAACAAAAGUCGUCUUCAAAGGCUGAAUACAAUUUAACCGCAUGCAAAUGCCUCCUUUGCAAGAGGAAAUAUAGUUCACAAAUAAUGCUUAAAAGACAUAUGCAAAUGGCCCACAAGAUAACUCUUUCUGGGACAAACUCUAAAAGAGAGAAAGGCCCUAAUAAUACUGCCAACAGUUCAGAAAUAAAAGUUAAAGUUGAACCAGCAGAUUCUGUAGAAUCUUCACCCCCUUCCAUUACCCAUUCUCCACAGAAUGAAUUAAAGGGAACAAAUCAUUCAAAUGAAAAAAAGAACACACCGGCGGCACAGAAAAAUACAGUUAAACAAGACUCUGAAAGCCCUAAAUCAACCAGUCCUUCGGCUGCAGGUGGCCAGCAAAAAACCAGGAAACCAAAACUUUCAGCUGGCUUUGACUUUAAGCAACUUUACUGUAAACUUUGUAAACGUCAGUUUACUUCCAAACAGAACUUGACUAAACACAUUGAGUUGCACACAGAUGGGAAUAACAUUUAUGUUAAAUUCUACAAGUGCCCUCUUUGCACUUAUGAAACUCGCCGGAAGCGUGAUGUGAUACGACAUAUAACUGUGGUUCAUAAAAAGUCAUCCCGCUAUCUUGGGAAAAUAACAGCCAGUUUGGAGAUCAGAGCUAUAAAAAAGCCCAUUGAUUUUGUUCUAAAUAAAGUGGCAAAAAGAGGCCCUUCAAGGGAUGAAGCAAAACUUAGCGAUUCAAAACAUGAUGGCACUUCUAACUCUCCUAGUAAAAAGUAUGAAGUAGCUGACGUUGGUAUUGAAGUAAAAGUCACGAAAAACUUCUCUCUUCACAGAUGCAAUAAAUGUGGAAAGGCAUUUGCCAAAAAGACAUAUCUUGAACAUCAUAAGAAAACUCAUAAGGCAAAUGCUUCCAAUUCACCUGAAGGAAACAAAACCAAAGGCCGAAGUACAAGAUCUAAGGCUCUUGUCUGCCUCGGGAAGCCGUCGCCCCGCAGCGCCGCCCCGCGCCCCGCCGCCCCGGGGAGCCGCUGCCCGCCGGCCGCCGUCACCACGCGCCAGGCCGCCGCCAGCUGCCGCGCCAAGCUCCGCGGGGGCGCCGCCCGGGAGCGCCAGCUCGCCGCCCGCGGCCGCCGCCAGCCCGCGCCGCCGUGA